AUGGGCACCAGGGUGCGCACCGCUGCCAUCUGGGUCCCACCCCUGCAGGAUGGCGACAGUUCAGGCAAUAGGGUCCGAAAGCGCAAAGGUCAGGCUCCCAUUGUGGGUCUGGGGACCCCUGACCAGAGGCCUCUCCCUGGAGGACCCCAGCAGAGGCACAAGAGCCACAGGACAGAGCAGACCCUCGAGUGGCGGUUUAUUUCCCAGGAACAGCGGGAAACCACAGAGUUCCAGAGGCCGCUGUCGUUCCUGGACGUGUGUGUGCACUUUACCUGGGAAGAGAUGCAGCUGCUGGACCCCGCGCAGAAGCACCUGCACAGGAGUGUGAUGUUGGAGAAUUACAGCAACCUGGUGUCUGUGGGGUAUCAACACACCAAACCUGACAUCAUCCUCCAGUUGGAACAAGAAGAGCUGCGUGUGGUGCAGGACCGAAUUCUAAGCCACAGCCAUCCAGACAAAGUAUGGGAGUUUGAUAAUCACAUGGAAUGGUAUCAGGAAAAUCAAGGCAAGCUGGGAAAUAUGGCAAAAUACUAUGACUGUACUGCCUUUGGGAAACUAUGUCUUCUUACUACAAAUUGUGGUUUUUUAAGACAAAAUCUUUAUAAAUUUGGCACACAUGGGAAGAGUUUGAAAUAUAAUAUAGACUUCAGUAUUAAUUAUGCUGGAAAGAAUCCUAAUGGGUUUUAUGCACAAAGGGAAUCAACCCUCCAUUCUGAACAUGAACAGACUCUUCUUGGAAUAAAAUACUGUGAAAGUAAUGAACCUGGAAAAUUUGUCAACAAAAAGUCACAACUCAUGUGCCCACAAAUCUAUGUGGAAGGUAAAUCCUUUGAAUUCAGUUACUGUGGGAAGGUCUUCAGUAGCAAGUCAUACCUUGUAGUGCAUCAGCAAACUCAUGCAGAGGAGAGGGCUUACAAGGGUGAUGUAUGUGAGAAAGACUUCAGCAGUAAGUCCUACCUCAUUCAAUAUCAGCAAAAUCAUACAGGAGAGAAAUCACAUGAAUGUAAUGAAUGUGGGAAAACUUUCCGGUUCAAUUCACAAUUUGCUAUACAUCAGAGAGUUCACACAGGUGAGAAUCAUCAUGAAUGCUGUGCAUGUGGAAACGUCUUCAGUAGGAAAGACCAGCUUGUUUCACACCAGAGAACUCAUUCAGCACAGAAACCUUAUGGUUGUAAUGACUGUGGGAAAGCUUUUGGGUUGAACUCACAGCUCAUUAUACACCAAAGAAUUCAUACAGGAGAGAAACCCUAUGAAUGCAGUGAAUGUCAGAAAGCCUUUCAUACAAAGUCAAACCUUCCGGUACAUCAGAGAACCCAUACAGGGGAGAAACCUUAUGGUUGUAGUGAGUGUGGGAAAGCCUUUACUUUCAAAUCACAGCUCAUUGUCCAUCAGGGGCUUCACACAGGAGUAAAGCCCCAUGGGUGCAUUCAGGGUGGGAAAGCUUUCAGCUUGAAGUCACAGCUUAUUGUACAUCAGAGAAGUCACACAGUAAUUAAACCUUAUGUGUGCAAUGAAUGUGACAAAGCUUUUAGGAGCAAGUCAUACCUCAUUAUACAUAUGAAGUCUCAUACAGGAGAGAAACGUCAUGAAUGCAGUGAAUGUGGGAAAUCCUUCAGUUUCAAUUCACAACUCAUUAUACAUCAGAGGAUCCACACAGGAGAGAGCCUGUGUGAAUGCCACAAAUGUGGGAAAGUUUUUAAUCGUAAGUAUCAGCUCAUUUCACACCGUAGAACUCAUGCAGGGGAGAAGCCUUAUGAAUGCAACUGUGGAAAAACUUUUGGUUUGAAGUCACAGCUCAUUAUACAUCAAAGAAUUCAUACAGGAGAGAAUCCCUUUGAAUGCAGUGACUGUCUGAAGGCCUUUAAUACAAAGUCAAACCUUAUUGUACAUCAGAGAACCCAUACAGGGUAGAAGCCCUAUGGUUGUAGUGAAUGUGGGAAAAUCUUUACUUUCAAGUCACAACUUACUGUACAUCAGGGAACACACACUGGGGUAAAACCAUAUGGAUGUAACCAGUGUGGGAAAGCCUUUAGUUUGAAGUCACAACUCAUUGUACACAAGAGAAGUCACACAGAUGUGAAACCCUAUGGAUGCAGUGAAUGUGGUAAAGCUUUCAAGAGUAAGUCAUACCUCAUUAUACAUAUGAGGACUCAUACAGUAGAGAAACUACAUGACUGCAAUGAAUGUGGGAAAUCCUUCAGUUUCAAUUCACAACUCAUUGUACACCAGAGAAUUCACACAGGAGAAAAUUUGUAUUAAUGCAGUGAAUGUAGGAAAGCUUUUAAUAGGAAAGAUCAGCUCAUUUCACAUCUGAGAAAUCAUGCAGGAAAAAAACCUUAUGGGUGCAGUGAAUGUGGGAAGACCUUUAGUAGCAAGUCAUACCUCAUUAUACACAUGAGAACUCAUUUGGGAGAAAAACCAUAUCAAUGUACUAAAUAUGGAAAAGCCUUCAUUUGGAAGUCACUACUCAUUGUGCAUGAAUGAGCCCAUGCAGGGGAAGAUCUUUGUAAAUGCAGUCAGUGUGAGAAAUCCUUCAGUGGAAAGUUACGACUCAUUGUACAUCAAAGAAUGCAUGCAAAAGAGAAACCCUAUGAAUGCAGUGAAGUGAAAAAGGCAUUCAUUAGGAAAUCCCAGCUCAUUGUACAUCACAGAACUCACUCAGGAGAGAAACCCUAUGGAUGUAAUGAUUGUGGAAAAACUUUCUCUCAGAAAUCAAUUCUCAGUGCACAUCAGAGGACUCAUACAGGAGAGAAACCCUGUAAAUGCACUGAAUGUGGGAAAGCCUUUUGUUAGAAGUCACAACUGAUUAUGCAUCAGAGAAUUCAUGCAGGUGAGAGAGAAAAAUUGAUGAAUUAAAAGUGAGAAACUUUCAAAAGUCUAUUCAAAUCGAAGAGAAACUAUAAAUGAAAUCAUCCCAUGCACCGCAAAACUUAUACUGAAUGGAAACUUUAUGAAGGCACAGCAUGUGG
Messenger RNA from Myotis brandtii (Brandt's bat), 2969 nucleotides. Its product is annotated as zinc finger protein 268-like. Lineage: Eukaryota; Metazoa; Chordata; Mammalia; Chiroptera; Vespertilionidae. The record is from RefSeq and is a predicted model, not a curated record. Gene Ontology annotation, biological process: regulation of DNA-templated transcription.